AUGAAAAAGAAUUUGGAUGAUUUUCGAAUACUUAUAAAAAACGUGAACGUUCACAUAAUUGCUGUGUCUGAAACCUGGUUCAAACCACAUCACAACUCCAAUGCGUUAAAUAUUCCAGGCUUCUCAUUGUAUCGUCAUGAUCGAAAUAAUUUAUCUCGCUGUCGUGGGGGUGGAAUUGCGUUUUAUGUAAAAGACAACAUUAAGGCAAAAGUUGUAUCAAAAAGCAGACAUAACGGUUUAACUGAGUUUAUGUUCCUUGAACUGAGUGGAAUGAAUAAUCAAAAACUCAUCUUUGGUGUUGUGUAUAAUCCACCAAACACAUCAAAUUUUCAACCCCUUCUCAAUUCAAUAAACAAUUUAAUGUCAACUAGGUCUGAUAUUUUAAUCGUUGGUGAUUUCAACUCUAACAUGUUAAAUCAAUCACCUUCAACAAAGCGACUGCUUCACGAGUUUUCUAUGUUUGGUUUAGAAUGUCAUCAAUCGGAACCAACGAAUUUUUCAAAUAUAGCAAACCCAAAAACAUGCAACAACGAUAUUGUCAAAACUUAUCUUGACUACAAAAAUGUAGAUGAAAAUCUCUUGCUACAAGCAAUAUCGUUACAAAAUUGGGAUGAAUUAUAUAAGCUUUCUGCGAUUGAUGACCAAAUUAAAUUAAUAAAUAAUUUUAUAAAUGAAUUAAUGUCACAAGUAGUACCUUUUGAUAAACUUAAUCAACUGCCGAAAUUAUUAUCAUCAUUUAAGCAAUCAUGA
Molecule: messenger RNA, 750 nt
Organism: Clunio marinus
Lineage: Eukaryota; Metazoa; Arthropoda; Insecta; Diptera; Chironomidae
Source: the annotation of a GenBank genome assembly